This is a messenger RNA of Plasmodium yoelii, 924 nucleotides long. Its product is annotated as PIR protein. Bases 1 to 924 code for a protein of 307 amino acids. Lineage: Eukaryota; Apicomplexa; Aconoidasida; Haemosporida; Plasmodiidae. The record is from RefSeq and is a predicted model, not a curated record. The transcript has 3 exons.
AUGGAUUAUGACCUGUGUGAACAGUUUGAUACAUUGAGAAACUAUAUACCCGAUGAAUCAAACACAUCUAUAAGUAAUGAUAUUCAUAAUUUAGAGAACAUUAAGUAUUACUGCUCUAAUAAAGAAUCAGAGGAAACAGAAUGUGAGACAGAUCUCGAUAAAAUUAAGGCUGGAUGUUUAUGGUUGUUUGAGCAAUUGUUUUUGGAAAAUAAAAAAAAUACCAAUACUGUUCCAUACAUUAUCAUAUGGUUAAGUUAUAAACUAAAUCAAAAGACGUAUGAAGAAAUCACGGAUCUAAAUGAUUUUUACAAAAAAUGUAUAGAAAAUAAUACGCAUUAUACUGAUUGUAAACAAGGUGGUCAAGAUUGUAGUGGUUCAUUAAAUAGUAAUACAGGAUAUAACAAUUAUAAGGAAAUCAUAAAUGUAAGAAAGGGAUUGUUGAGUACUAAUAUUGAAAAGAUGUCUAAAUUUUAUGAUGCAUUUAAACUAUUAUGUAACGUGUAUACUGAAUUUAAUGAAAAAAACACAAUAUCUAAGGAAUCUUUAGAAAAUGCUAAAAAAUUUGUUGAAAAAUAUAAUGAACUUAGUAAAUAUUCUGAUAAUACUGAAGAUGACUCCUAUUAUCAAGUAUUGUCUACAUUAUCAAAUGAUUAUAUUAAUUUAAAACAGUAUUGUGAUAGUAAUAGCAUUGAUUGUAACAAUAUUCCACCCCUUACCCCGACAGAAACAGCAGAAAAUGGUAUGCAAAGUUAUGAAAAAAUUUGUGAUGAUACACCAAGCUUCUCGAUAGUAAAAAAAUUAAUUCUAGCUUUAUUAAUAUUCAGUGCAAUAACAAUCUUUUUGGGAAUUUUUUUUAAGUGUUCGUUAUUUGUAUUACGGAAAAGAGCUCAAAAACAAUAUUUAAGAGAACAGCUAAAAAAGUAA